AUGCCUUCGCUCGACGAAUAUCUAUUGAAGGAGCCCCAGCUCAAUGUACGAAGCGGCAAUUCCUCCCAGGAUGACCUCCCCAAGCAAUUUGGGAGCCGGAGCCAGAGCCAGCCUGUUCCGCCGUACGUGCUGCCGCCCAAACCGUUAAAACCUCUCCGCAAAUAUUGCACCAUCAGGAAUGUCCUCAUCACUAUCGGUGCUUUUCUGGUAUACAGUGGAUGCACCAUCGGCGCGGUCGUCCCGGGGCUUAUUGCCGGAUACCCUUUCUACACACUACUCGACCUUUAUGGCAAUCGCCAUCUUGCAGAACGCUUGUUUCCUUGCGACCCGUCUCUUUAUUCCGGGAGAUUCGCCAUCAACAUAGCCUGGGGUUCUUUGAGCUACACGUCAGUCAAGAUCCUGGAUGCAGGCCUCAACUUGGUACUGGGUAGGGGCUCGCAGGUGCUCUUAUCGUGGCUCUCCUAUCAUCUCUUCAGCAUGGCCAUCCUUCGCAUCAUCCAGGAAAACUGCGUCCCUUUGCAGUUAUACACUGCCAUGGCGUUCGACACGACGUCCAUCAAGGGAGCAUGGUACCAACUGCGAGCCGUUACAAAGGUGGACACCGUCCGCGCAAAAGUCACCCUUAUUUGGCUUGCCGUUGCCGUGGCAUAUCUCAUUGCCCUGCCCACUCUGCUCGACCUGACCACAGGAUACAUAGUGGAGUACAAGACCAUGGUUAACGUCACCUCUCCAGGGGAUCCAACAUAUAAGUUGAUUGAACUGGACCGCGAUCAGCUCAACAACAUCUCAUAUGACGCAUACUGUGCUGCCAACGGCGGCUGUAUCGAACGUUAUCCCGGGGAGUUCACCAAGAUUUUAAUCUCCGGCCAAAACACAUCUUUCAAGGCAUUUGUCGAUGACGAUUAUAACUGGGUAAUGCAGAGUGAACAGAGCCCCCAAGGCAUCCUCCAAUGUGUUCCUAGCAGUACCUAUCAAUGGGGUCUUUCCAGCGGCUAUCUUUGGAUCGUUUGCACGCUGACCAGUCUGUGGAUCGCAGGCAUGUUCGCGGUGUGGAUGGACAGUUUCCGCAACGGCACCCUGUGGCGCAGCGGUCGCGGAUUCGGGCGUUACAGGAACAUCGUCGACAUUGCUGAGCACCUUCAGUCGCACUUUGGCCCGGACCUGUGCGCAUACACGCAUGAAGAGCUGGAAGGGAAGAUCGACCGUCUUGACCCCGUGGGCAUAGAGGUUCUGGCAGACGGGGAGUUCGCGCACAUCCGCCUCAGCCAGAACCCGGGAGGGAAACAUUUGUUAUCAACCCUUGGCCUCCACUACGGCGGGAUUGAGAGACUGAACAACAGGAAGGUUUCGGCCACGUGGCCGCUGCGCAGCGGAGACCCUUGA
This is a messenger RNA of Cladophialophora bantiana CBS 173.52, 1383 nucleotides long. RefSeq lists its product as uncharacterized. Bases 1 to 1383 code for a protein of 460 amino acids. NCBI's taxonomy places the organism in Eukaryota, Fungi, Ascomycota, Eurotiomycetes, Chaetothyriales, Herpotrichiellaceae. The record is from RefSeq and is a predicted model, not a curated record. The transcript has a single exon.